Talaromyces rugulosus is the source of this 1464-nucleotide messenger RNA. RefSeq lists its product as uncharacterized. The coding region runs from base 1 to 1464 and encodes 487 amino acids. The record is from RefSeq and is a predicted model, not a curated record. Lineage: Eukaryota; Fungi; Ascomycota; Eurotiomycetes; Eurotiales; Trichocomaceae. The transcript is spliced from 2 exons.
AUGGAACCGUACGCUUCUUCAACGUCUGUGUCUGUCCCAUUGAUCACUGUAUCGACAUAUACCAGGAGCUCCGGCGUAGGUGCUUCUACUACUUCAAGUCAACCAGCCGAAGAGAGAACCGUCCCCUCCGGAGGAAACACUUGGGGCUCUAAUAGCGCAGCUGCUUCCAGUCAACCAUCCACUUCGUCUUCAUCUACCACGUCAUCGGGCAGUGGUCCCCUAAGCAACCUCCUAGGUGACCUAUCUGGCGACGCUGGAGAUUUGGGGGACUUGUUGAAAAUCUUGGGAAGUCAAGCGUUUCUCAACUUACUCCCUAACAUCAUCAAUACCUUUGAUUGCCUUGCUACUGGCCUGGCUCCUCUAGUUGAUAACAAAUUUUGGAGUGUGGUUGAUAAUGCCAACAACCUUCUUACUUUGAGCUUCAUUAGCAAAGUCGAGAAAUUAAUUGACAAUGCAAACGUUCUUCUCACGUCAGACUUUGUCCAUAAGGCAAGCACACUUAUAGACGAUGCUGUUCCUGUUGUGAAUGACACACCUAGUCUCCUAGGUGGGAACAACGUCAAAGCAAUUGAAACAUUGAUCAAAAGUGCAAACGGUCUUCUUACCACAAGCUUUGUUAAGAAGGCUAGUAACUUGAUCGAUAAUGCCACCCCACUUGUCACCGAGGCCAAUGGUCUCCUCAGCAACGAUAUUGUCAAGGAGAUAGUGGCCCUCCUUACAAAUGCGAAUAGUCUUUUGACUCCAACGUUUGUCAAGUUAACAAGCGGUCUCGUCAACAACGCCAGUCUAGCGGUCUCCGAGGCGCACGCUCCCCUCGGUGGCAACAAUGUCAAGUCAAUUGAAUCGCUGAUCUCGAAUGCUAACAUGCUGUUGACACCACAGUUCAUCAACCAGCCUUCUGGUAUGAUCAAUGACGUUGACAGACUUCUUACUCCCUCUGCCAUUAACACACUCCAAACUGCUAUUUCGGAGAUUCUUUCGCUAGUCUCUCCUUUGAUUCCUGCAAUCAAGUCAUUGUUGACAAGGAAUAUUAUCGACAAAAUAGAAAGCCUCCUCGACAAUUCUAGCACCUUGUUGACGGCUAAGUUUGUCAAUGAGACCGGAGGUAUCAUUGACGAUGUCGGUGGCCUGCUAUACCCUUAUCAUCUUAAGACUUUACUCAUGAAUGACGGAGGCCUGCUCACCGCUACCUUUGUCAACCAGAUGAGGAGUAUCAUCAGUGACGCAGAUGAGCUUUUUACCCCUCCACUCGUGAAGUCGCUCAAGGAUAUUCUGGGCUAUGUUGUUCCUCUAUUCCCCGCACUUAAGUCUUUACUAACGGAUAAUACAAUUACGGAAUUGGGUUCCAUUCUGAAAAACGCAAACUCUUUGCUGACGCCAUCGUUUGUUAAUGAAACAUCGACUUUGAUUGGCGACGUGAGUGAAGCAUUACCUAUGUUUGAGGGCUUGUUUAAUUCGCUGUGA